AUGGCGUCAUCGCUCUCAGGCAUCUGUUUCAAACCACAGAUACGCACUCAAAACCCAACUCUCCAAAACCCAUCUUCAACCCAGAAAUCCAAUCUUUCUUUUCAGAGCAAGCCCGCCACCAGAUUCUCCGUCCAGGCGGUGGCACGUGAAGUUCACUCGUCAGUCUCCGAUUCCACAAACGACGUUGUCCCCGCCACCAAGUCGAUUUCUUCUUUAUCCGCAAAAUCGGCAAUUUCUCUGCAGAAAGACCCGAAGGAGCUAUGGAAGAGGUAUGUGGAUUGGUUGUACCAGCACAAGGAAUUGGGAUUGUACUUGGAUGUGAGUCGGGUCGGGUUCACCGAUGAGUUCUUCCAAGAAAUGGAGCCCAGGUUCCAGAAAGCCUUCAAGGCGAUGGAGGAGCUUGAGAAAGGGGCAAUUGCCAACCCGGAUGAAGGCAGAAUGGUGGGUCAUUAUUGGUUGAGGAGCCCUAACCUUGCACCCAAAAGUUUCCUAACUAUGCAGAUCGAAAAUACACUUGAAGCAGUUUGCAAGUUUGCGAAUGAUGUCAUCAGUGGUAAGGUAAAGCCACCAGCCCCUCAUGAAAGAUUUACUCAGAUACUUUCUGUUGGAAUUGGUGGUUCGGCUCUUGGUCCGCAGUUUGUUGCUGAGGCAUUAGCACCUGAUAAUCCUCCUCUCAAGAUAAGAUUUAUAGACAACACCGACCCAGCUGGAAUUGAUCACCAAAUAGCACAGCUUGGCCCUGAGCUCGCAUCCACACUUGUUAUUGUCAUUUCAAAGAGUGGUGGUACACCAGAAACUAGAAAUGGAUUGUUGGAGGUACAGAAGGCCUUCCGUGAAGCUGGUUUGGAGUUUGCAAAACAGGGUGUUGCCAUUACUCAAGAGAAUUCCUUGCUUGACAACACGGCAAGAAUUGAGGGUUGGUUGGCUAGGUUUCCCAUGUUUGACUGGGUUGGUGGACGAACUUCUGAAAUGUCUGCUGUUGGGUUGCUUCCAGCUGCUCUACAGGGAAUUGACAUUAAGGAAAUGCUUGCUGGUGCUGCAUUGAUGGAUGAAGCAAACAGGACAACCGUUGUCAAGAAUAACCCAGCUGCAUUGCUAGCGCUUUGUUGGUACUGGGCCACUGAUGGUGUAGGAUCAAAGGACAUGGUUGUCCUUCCUUACAAGGACAGUCUAUUACUGUUCAGUAGAUAUCUGCAGCAGCUGGUCAUGGAAUCUCUUGGGAAAGAGUUUGACUUGGAUGGAAAUCGAGUGAAUCAAGGGAUCAGUGUGUAUGGAAAUAAAGGGAGCACAGAUCAGCAUGCCUACAUUCAGCAGCUCAGGGAAGGUGUACAUAAUUUCUUUGUUACAUUCAUCGAAGUUUUACGUGAUAGACCACCUGGUCAUGAUUGGGAGCUCGAACCAGGUGUUACAUGUGGUGACUACCUGUUUGGAAUGUUACAGGGAACAAGGUCUGCUUUGUAUGCAAAUGGUAGAGAAUCCAUUACUGUUACUGUGCAAGAAGUAACACCUAGAUCUGUGGGGGCGCUAGUUGCACUCUACGAAAGAGCAGUUGGAAUAUAUGCCUCACUUGUUAACAUCAAUGCUUAUCAUCAGCCUGGUGUGGAAGCUGGAAAAAAAGCGGCAGGAGAAGUCCUAGCUCUUCAGAAACGUGUUCUCGCUGUUCUUAAUGAAGCAAGCUGUAAGGACCCUGUUGAGCCUUUAACGAUUGAAGAAGUUGCCGAACGUUGCCAUGCACCAGAAGAUAUUGAAAUGAUCUAUAAGAUCAUCGCGCAUAUGGCAGCUAAUGACAGAGCCCUGAUCGCCGAAGGGUCGUGUGGUUCACCUCGGAGCCUUAAAGUUUUCCUCGGGGAGUGUAAUGUUGACGAGUUGUACGCAUGA
Oldenlandia corymbosa var. corymbosa is the source of this 1878-nucleotide messenger RNA. The record is from the annotation of a GenBank genome assembly. Lineage: Eukaryota; Viridiplantae; Streptophyta; Magnoliopsida; Gentianales; Rubiaceae.